UGAAGUGGGGGGGGCGCAGAAGGCGAGAUCUGAGAGAGUAAUCCAACGUACUAAGUUACUAACAUAGUUGAGCGGUAGUCGAAGAGACCAAAAACGAACGCAUAGACGAAACAUGGGCUACAAAUAUUAUGAUUCCCCAGAGGGGCAAGACUGUUUGAAAAAAAUGUGGUAUACCACAAAAACUGGAGCACUUAUCGGCCUUGGACUGUCGUCAUUUGACGUUAUUAUGUAUUCUCGGCCAAAAGGUUAUUUUCCUACAUUAAUGAGAUAUGGAUAUAUUACCCUUCCCAUUAUGGGAAUGGCAGCCUCAUUUUCUGCCACAACAUGUAUCGCUACGAAUGCUCGCGGGAAGGACGGAAAACUUAACUAUUUCCUGGGUGGCUGUGCUGCUGGUGGAGUGUUCGGGGCGUGGAGGAGGAGUAUUUUUGCUGGAUUUCUUGGUUGUGUGGCGCUGGGUGGCUUCGCUGUCGCCAAGAAGCUGUCAAUUGAAGAAGGUUGGGAGUUCAUCGGUAAACCUCCAGGACAUAUCCAUGGAUCUCUUCGAGGGGUACGACAGGACUGGACUAUAACUGAUCACCGUCCAGGAAACUGGAAGGUUUCAGAGUAACUGUAUACAACUGAUUAAUGUGUAUAUUAGCAGCUUUAGAUGAAUGUGAUCAGUGACAUUACCUGUCAAGAGUCUGUGUAGCUUAUUUAAUGUGAAUAAAGCAAAAUUGUUAUAUAA
Messenger RNA from Schistocerca piceifrons (Central American locust), 724 nucleotides. RefSeq names its product NADH dehydrogenase [ubiquinone] 1 alpha subcomplex subunit 11 (gene ND-B14.7). Lineage: Eukaryota; Metazoa; Arthropoda; Insecta; Orthoptera; Acrididae. The transcript has a single exon. The record is from RefSeq and is a predicted model, not a curated record. Gene Ontology annotation, biological process: mitochondrial respiratory chain complex I assembly. Bases 113 to 607 code for a protein of 164 amino acids.